AUGUCCUUCAAACUAUUCACUCAAACACCACACACCCUCCUCCGCCUAGGCCUCAGCCUAAGCAUCGGCCUAGGCGCCGCAACUUUGCAUCCAACCUCACCCUUCCGCGCUGCACCCUUACAAUGCCAAUACGCAGCACCCAGCGCCAGCGAAGCAAUCUUCAAUAAAGAUACGGGGUCUGGAUGGGCAAUUAACAAUGGACCAUCGGAGUCAAUGGCGCAGAAGCAGAAGCAGAAGCAGGGGUUUCUCAAUGCCGAGAGCAUGAAGCAGGUCAGUCUGGGCUGUGUACUGGGUCUUGUGGCUGGUGUGGGCUUGAGAGCUUUUUCAAAGGCUUUGGUUGUUAUUUUUGGGAUGGGGGUUGUUCUUGUUGAGUAUGCUGCUUCCAAGGGCUACAAUAUCCUUCCCCUUAAUCGCAUGCAGAAAUAUGUCAAGAAUGUCGACCUCAAGCGGGCUAUGAGCGAGAAGAGGCCGUUUAAGAUGAGUUUCGGGGUUAUGAUGGCGCUUGCUGCUUUUGCCCAGUUUUAG
This is a messenger RNA of Penicillium antarcticum, 525 nucleotides long. RefSeq lists its product as uncharacterized. NCBI's taxonomy places the organism in Eukaryota, Fungi, Ascomycota, Eurotiomycetes, Eurotiales, Aspergillaceae. The record is from RefSeq and is a predicted model, not a curated record. The coding region runs from base 1 to 525 and encodes 174 amino acids. The transcript is spliced from 2 exons.